Canariomyces notabilis is the source of this 2955-nucleotide messenger RNA. RefSeq lists its product as uncharacterized. Lineage: Eukaryota; Fungi; Ascomycota; Sordariomycetes; Sordariales; Chaetomiaceae. Gene Ontology annotation, biological process: Golgi to plasma membrane transport; exocytosis. Gene Ontology annotation, molecular function: protein binding. The transcript has 3 exons. The record is from RefSeq and is a predicted model, not a curated record. Gene Ontology annotation, cellular component: exocyst; cytoplasm. Bases 1 to 2955 code for a protein of 984 amino acids.
AUGUCCAAUCCGCCGAGGACAGCGCCGGUCCGCGCCGUCGGCGCCGGCGCCGGGUUUGCUGCUCCUCCUUCUGCGAGAACAACAAAAAAGCCCGCCAACAGCAUCCUCCAGACGCUGCAGGCCACCGAGAUUAUUGAUAGCAAGCCUGUGUUGCCGGCGGAGAUCAUCGCCACCAUCCUCGACUACCUCCCCGUUGCCGACCUGAUGCGCUUCGCGCGCACGUCGCGCCGCAUGCGCGAGAUGGUCUACGACGACACGCGCUGGGUCGCCAGGCUGCGGAGUAUGGGCUGCUGGGACGAGGCCGAGGCUAGGAGGCGGUUCGAGGAGGCGGUCAUGAUGCGCAGGAAACGGGACGCCGCUGCUGCGAGUGCUGGUGCUGGUGCUGGUGCUGGUGCUGGUGCUGGUCCUAACGUCGGGGGCAGAGGAGGAUCGGUGUUGCCGGCUGCUCCUCCUGAUGCCGCGAGCCUGUUGUUCGACGCGGGGCUGGAGGAGGAGAGGAGGAGAAGACAGUUGCUGCUGAAGCAGGAACAGCAGCGGACCAUGGCGGUGGACGUGAGGGAUGGGUUUGAGACGAUGAAGGUUGCUGGGUCGCCACAAGUGGGCAGCGGCGGAGGAGACGAUCCGUCGCGUGACCCUGAAGCGCUGUUGAAGGUCCUCAAGGGGGUCAAGAGCGCGAGGGGCCACGCGAGGCAGGAGUACGGCAAGGUCUACGGCGCGCUGGCCCCGUUCUACUUUGAUCUUGUCCGCGCGAAGAGUCACACGGAUCCGCUUGUGUUCAAGGUGUUUCGGGACCCGGAGCGGCAGGCGCAGAUGCUGGCGAAUCUGCGGACGUUUGCAAAGAGCGACUGGGCUGAGGGCUGUCUGAAGCGGGAGGAGAAGCUGGAUACCAUGACGAGCAUCUUUGAGAGCGCCGUGCUAAGGGAGUUUGAGCAGGGGUACGAGUUUUGGGAUGUGGAUGGGAGGAUGAAGAAGUAUGCCCAUGUGCUGGCUGUGUUGAAUGGGAGCAACGCCGGGGCUGAGCUGUUCAUCCAGAAACACCCCAUCUUCUCGGACCGCGAGGUGCUCGCCAAUCCGAUGGACUGCGUCAAUCAGGCCCUGGCUGACAGCAUCACGCUGGAGCCGUCGCGCCGCUUCUUUGAGGUGCUCACGCGCAAGGUUGAUGAGCAGGCGGGCAUCAUCGAGCGCAUAUUCCCGGACCCGGCCAAGGUAUUCUGGGCCUUUGUUGACAAGGUCAGAGAGGACAUAAUCACCGAGUACGCCACGCCGCUGUUCGACGAGACGCAUGAGCGGAGCAUACCCUCUUACCUUAGAGCCGUCUCGGGCAUAUUUGAGCAGACAUUGCAUUUCCUACGGACAUUGACGCCACCAAAGGGCGGAGAGGCGCAGCAGACAGACAUGGCCAGGGAGCUUGCCCUCAAGGUCUUUGAGCCGCACCUCGAUCUGUACCUGCAGGAUGAGCUGGAUGAAUUCACCAGGCAAGCAGAGCGCGAGGUGGGGGAAUGGGAGAAAAAGCUAUCGGAGCAGGAUGCCAGCGUUGAGUCGUUUUACAUGGGAAGUUUCGCCAACCGCCAAGCCGACAAGAAAGACUUUUUGACGUCGUUCAAGAAGGUGGUCAUGAUGCCCGUGACGGUGCUGCCGACGACCCUGGGCUUGCCGGGUCUGCCUCUUGGGUCCCCUUUUGCUACCAGCAAGGCCUCUGCGGCAGCCAACACAAAUGGCAAUAAUUCGCUUCAGACGCCUAGCCAACAGCCCUCCCGCACGCAGUCACCCGCACCUUCAACGGCGGAACGUAGCAGUAGCCCCUUGCCAGGCAAGGCACCUACGGAUGAGCUAGCAGCCAAAGCGGCGCUGAUGACGUCCCGAUUGGAGGGCAUCAAGUCGCUCUUUAGCAUCGAGGUGGCCCUGAGCCUGGUGCACGCGGCGAAGGCAAGCCUCGGCCGCAUCGCUGUCUUCAUCCAACUGGGCGGGCAAGCAGGCGGCGAGGCGCGCGAGCAGUGUUUAGUCAUAUUCGUCACACUGCUCCGUGUCCUGGGCAACGGACACGUGAAGCCAGGCUUUGACAGAGCUGUAGCUCAUCUGUCGCAGUAUAACCCGCGCGAGGUCAGUCAGCACGACCGGGGCGGCGUGGCGCCGCUCGUGACCUUCAUUGAGUUGGUUAACGUGGGCGACCUCAUAUCUCAGAUGAUAGACGUCUUCUACGAACAGCAGCUGGCCGGCCCUAAAAUCGCGGACCGCAACGAUUUCAUGGAUCCGGCUGGGCUGGCAAAGAAGAAGUUUGAGCAGAUGCUCGACGAGAGCGUCGCCGCUGGCCUAAACAAGGGCAUCGACGUGCUCAUGGACGAGGUCGAGUACAUCUGCGCCACGACACAGCAGCCGACCGACUAUAACCCCGGAGCAACAGGCCUCGAUCCGGCGUCAUCAUCAACAACAACCACUUCGACAUCGUCGGCCGAGAAGCGCAUGACGAAGUCUUCAGGGGCAGUAAACAUGGACAUCGGCCCGACGCCCACGGCGCAGCGCAUCCGGGACUUGGUGGCGUCGCACACGUCGAUGCUCGUCGGCAGCACGGACAAGUCGAUGCUGGACGUGUUCAACGGCGAGGUUGGGCUGCGACUGUUUACGGCUGUAUGCAAGCACCUCAAGCGGCAGCGCAUCAGCACCGAGGGCGCCAUCAAGCUCAUCGCCGACAUGAACCUGUACUUUGAGUACAUCCGGACGCUGAAGAACCAGGACCUGCUGGCCUACUUCAAGGCGCUGCGCGAGCUGAGCCAGAUCUACCUGAUCGACGCGCGGCAUGCCAAGGAGAUGGCCACCAUCAUCGCCGACGGUGACCGGUUCGGGGGCAUCUUCCGUGCCGAGGAGGUGUACGAAUACGCCGAGAGGCGGGCGGACUGGUACCAAGUCCGGAAGGACGUCGAGAGGGCAAUGUACGGACUGGAGUGUAAUGUGAUGUGA